Messenger RNA from Lachancea dasiensis, 2667 nucleotides. Lineage: Eukaryota; Fungi; Ascomycota; Saccharomycetes; Saccharomycetales; Saccharomycetaceae. The record is from the annotation of a GenBank genome assembly.
AUGUCGACCUCGGAUUUCGAAAACUGGGAUCCAGUUGAUGAUGACAAUGAUGAAGCCCCGGUAAUUGAAAAACGCACAGAAAGUUCAUCUGAACUGCCCCUGCCUAUCGAGUGCUCAGGCCAGAAGAAGAUUUCUGAAUCGCCGAUUCGUUCGCUUCAAAACUCAAGCCGCAAUUCGAUUCCAUCUGUUGACAAUACUGCCCUGAAGUCAUCACCUGCUGACCCUCAAUUGACGGCUUUGGAUCCAAUAACUGGUGUUAAUAGUCCGCCAACUAAAAAUGGCACAGCCCUGAAUUCUGUCAACCAGAUUAUCGAUUCGACGAAAGAUUCCAAGCUCAACGAUCUUAAGGAAAUAGCAGAGACAACUCUUGGUGAGGACGAAUCAGACGCUUCUAAUACUUCCUUUCUGAACAACAUGCUGACAAGUUUCAAUUUGAAAAAUUCCGUUCCCCCCUCUGCUAAUGCCUCAUCUCAUUCCAGAGCGCUGUCGGAGUCAGGAGUUCAAUCUAAGCCAGGAAUUAUAACAUAUCGUAAAGCAACUCCAACCAAACGUUCUAAGCGUUCCGUGAGUACCGACAGCACUCACUCGCCUACCUCGCCCUUGCAACAAAUGCAAAAACCCAAUGCAGUGGCCCCGGAGUUCAACAAAAAACUCUACGUGGAAGAACGCUUCGCUGGUACUGACUAUCAUUAUGCCCUCGAUGAACGAAAUGCAGAACUUCAUCGCAUUUUCAAAUCUAUUCCAGAGGACGAUCGUCUUCUCGAUGACUUUAGCUGUGCAUUGAGUCGAGAAUUUUUAUUCCAAGGAAGACUUUAUGUUACAGAAACUAACCUAUGUUUCAACUCAAACCUACUCGGUUGGGUUACGCAUGUUGUCAUUGCAAUGAAAGACAUCACUAUUAUUGAAAAAACUUCAACCGCUGGUCUGUUUCCUAAUGGAAUUGCCAUCGAAACUCGACUAGGAAGACACCAAUUUGUGAGCUUUAUUUCAAGAGACCCUACUUUUGAGUUUAUCAAGACGGUAUGGGGUAAGUGCAGGGCUUCUCCAGUCAGCGAGGCUGUUGAUCUGAACAGUGAAGCAGCCCGUGUAUCCAGCCUUCGAGAGAAUCUUCAACGAUCACAGAGUGACUUAGUAGCAACCACGCUAUCUACAGAAACCCCUUUCGAUAUUCCUCCUAGUCGCGCCUCGAUGGUCAGUGACAAUGAUGCUGAAAUUGAAGAGGCCAUUCUCUCAGUAGAUGACUUCACCCCAACUAUCGUAAUGGGAAAGCAAAGGUCGAGAAAAAGCGGCAAUGAUGAUGACGACGAAAGUGAAAGUGAAAGUGAAGAUGAGGGGGCGAUAGAGGAUGGAAGUGAUUCUGAGGAAUCGUCCCAAGCUCGCACCUCAUCCCAGAAGGUAUAUGGGCUCAAAUCUGAGACUGGGUUUGAAUAUGAUGGGCCCACUUUUUUCCAAGAGACGCCAUUUUUGUAUGAUCCAGAAGCCAACAACGAAACUGUGCUAGCAGAAGUGGAAUUCGAUGCUCCUCCUGGCGUCAUCUAUCAAUUAAUCUUUAGUAGCGAUAAAACUGACUUUCUCCAGAUGUUUCUGAAGGGUCAAAACUCGUCUAACUUAUCGACAAUUCCUGCAUUUGACCAAGUCAACAAGGAUGGGCAGCAAUAUCGUGAAUAUACUUACACGAAGGCUUUAAACUAUGCAGUGGGUCCAAAGUCUACCAAAUGCCAUGCUUUAGAAACUGUUUUGACGUUAGAUUACGAAAACUGUAUUAAUGUCGUUAACACAACCAAAACUCCAGAUGUGCCCAGUGGAAAUAGCUUUUCCGUGAAAACGAGGUACAUGAUGCGCUGGGCCUCGGCAACUACCAGUAUCCUUAGGGUGUCAUUUUGGGUUGACUGGACCGGGGGUAGCUGGAUCAAAGCAAUGAUUGACAAAAGUUGUAAGGCUGGCCAAGUUGAGGCUACUGAACAGUUUAUUGAGCUUUUGAAGACAUUUGUCAAUGACUUUACGGUAGAGUCAAGCACAGAAGUGAAGCAAACGCCCCGGAAGAAGCAGCCUCAAAGUAGGCGUGUAAGUCGCAUUUCGAACAAAACGCCCCAACUUCAGUCGACUGCAGCAGUCGUUGAAGAAAAGUCACAGAAUAACGAUAUAACAGUUCAAAAACCUGGGUUUUUCAGUGGAAUCACUGUGACCAAUAUCUUACUCAUGCUGAAUCUUUUUUUCCUACUUAUUGUGCUUGCCAGGGAACACCGAAUUUUGCGCCUGAUUGAAGCAUCCAAUAGUAGCUUCUCUUCAGGCGCGAAUGAUGCGUCUAUAAAUCAAAUGCUAUCCCAUUUCAAAACGAUGUUUGAAACCGAAUUUGAUGGUGCGCUUCCCUUAAAAAAUGCUGCCAAAGGCGAAACAAGACGUUUGACGGUUCGUGAAUGGCUAAACAGACAUGCGAGCUCGGACGAAACCUUUGACCUUGACGCUCGCAAGAAAAAACAGCAUCAACGUUAUAUGCGGUACCUGAUGGACCAACUGAUCGAUGGCGAAGUUUCACUGGCUGAGACCGAAGAAUUUUUGCAUAAACUUGACCAGCUGGUAGGUGUGGUGAACGACACUACGCGAAAAACCGGGUCAGCAAACGCUGCGGAAUUGAAGGAUGUUGUGAAAUACUUAAUUAAUACGUGA